Messenger RNA from Anopheles merus, 1572 nucleotides. RefSeq names its product probable serine/threonine-protein kinase DDB_G0280133. Bases 16 to 1206 code for a protein of 396 amino acids. Lineage: Eukaryota; Metazoa; Arthropoda; Insecta; Diptera; Culicidae. The record is from RefSeq and is a predicted model, not a curated record. The transcript is spliced from 2 exons.
UCUGUGUUACACGAUAUGGAUUUCGGCUUGAUACAUUCGAUGAUUUACUUCUUCCAUCAUUAUGAACUCCCUGUCAUCAUACAGCAGGCGCAGCUGCAGCAGAUCCUCAUUCAAUCGCGUAACGAUCAGGCCCAAGCACAGCAGGGCGCUUUCCAACAGCAGCGUGCUCCACGUGCAAACACGGGCCAGCAGCAACAGCAGCAGCAAGGGCCUAAUCGCCGCCCGACCCAGCGUCCCCAGGGAUUGGCGGCAGCCGUUGCCCAAAACUACAACGUCCAGUGGACGAACUUGCUCCGCUUAUGGAGAGGUCAGAACGAUAACAACAACAACAUUGGCGACAUCCUGAACCGCUUGCCGCGCUACAGCCUGCACACGUUGAACGUAAACCACAUUAAUGGGCUGAAUGCGUCGCUGCGCGACAUUGCCCGCAACUCGAUCCAGUAUCUGCGCUCGAACCUGAACGUGGGCAUGGCGAUGCUGGGAGGAAACGCGGCCGUUAAUCUGUACAACAACAAUAACAACAUGUUCGGGCCGCAUCGCAUUAUACGGGCGGCCGUCGGGCUGGGGCACAAUCGCAACCCCACGCUGCAGGACGUUCCGUUGAAUGAUGACGGUACGGACCGAGACCGGGAUCCGCCCAUCGAUCGGCGCAGUAACUAUCAGCGCAACUAUGAGGAAAACAAUUUCAUUUUCCCCGAGGCGGUACUUACCACCCAGCAGCAGCAGCACCAGCAGCAGCAGCAGCAGCAGCAACAACACCAACAGUCGACGGAAUCACAGUCCCACAGUCAGCGGGAUGGUUCGUCCAUUGUUGCGGGCAGCUUCAGCCCAGAUGUGUCGGCGUCUUACCGAACCGCUUCGAUCGACGAUCGACAGCAAAAGACCCCGAUCGACAGCAUGUCACUGGCGCAGGACGCCAGCGAUGCUCAUCGCAUGAUCAACAAGCAGCAGCAGCAACAGCAGCAUCCGUUGGACGUAACACCCGGGACUGCCAUUGAAGUGCCAGUCGUUACCAUCAUGGAACGGGCGACGACCAGCGAAGCCGCUAGUCAACCACCAGCUGACAGUAGUCAAGAUUCCAGCAGCAACAGUAGCAGUAGUAGAAGAGGGGUGACCGAAGCGAUCGCCAAUGUCGAUGCGGACCAAACAACGCUGCGGAGGCGGCAGCAAACCGAUCCAGCGAAACCGAACGAAUCAUCACUAUAAAAUUGGCAGACACUUCUGCACAUCAGCGGCUCAGAAACCGAGAACGACGAGAAGCGCAAGCUCUCGCGUAUGCGUGUGAUGCUGAUGUAUUUCCGUAUUGAUGUUUCACCGAUAGGUUUGAUUUUCUGUUUGAGUCACUAUGUUUUUAUUUAAAUGUUUCUUAAUGCAUUCAGAAAAGGGGUUUAUUUAUAAAACAGUUUAGACCGGGCCAUGGUUAAGCCAUGGGUUGAGAAAAGGGGCAUCAGGAAAGGCUCCCGUGUUUUGUGCUUGUGAUAUGUGAAAGGGACAACUGACACGCUGCAGCUAUUCGUGUGUAUCCGUUACAUUUGCAAAUACCAAUAAAAAGGAAAAUGACUCUAAACACUA